CGAUGGAAAUCUUGAACAUGUCUCAGCAUUAACAAGGGGAGGUAGUCAACAAGAAAAUCCUACUGAUUCUCUGGAUCAAGAAUUUUCUCAAGAAACACCUACUCCAAAUAUUAUUUUUAACCAUUCAACGUUUAAUAACUGCACUUUUAACUAUUAUUAUUAA
This is a messenger RNA of Racocetra fulgida, 163 nucleotides long. The record is from the annotation of a GenBank genome assembly. NCBI's taxonomy places the organism in Eukaryota, Fungi, Glomeromycota, Glomeromycetes, Diversisporales, Gigasporaceae.